AAACCGGACGAUGAAGGUGGCGGUGGCCGGCUGCUGCCAUGGCGCGCUGGACAAGAUGUACGAGACCCUCCAGUGGCUGCAGCAGCGCCACGGCCAGGCGCUGCCGGACUUGCUGCUCUGCGCCGGAGACUUCCAGGCCGUCCGCAACUCGGCGGAUCUGCGCUGCAUGGCGGUGCCUGCCAAAUACCGGGUCUUGGGAGGCUUCGCGCGGUAUUAUUCUGGAGAGAAGAAGGCUCCUGUCCUGACAAUAUUCAUUGGGGGCAACCAUGAAGCUUCAAAUCACUUGCAAGAGCUGCCGUAUGGUGGUUGGGUGGCACCAAACAUCUACUACCUUGGUUAUGCAGGAGUUGUAAAAUACCGCGGGGUGAGAAUUGGUGGACUCUCUGGCAUCUACAAAUCUCAUGAUUACAGGAAAGGCCACUUUGAGUGUCCACCAUACAACCAGCAAACGAUAAGGAGCGUCUACCAUGUACGGAACAUCGAAGUCUUCAAACUGAAGCAGUUAAAACAGCCAAUGGACAUAUUUCUCUCACACGACUGGCCAAGAAGUAUCUAUCACUAUGGAAACAAGAAAUUGCUGCUGAAAAAGAAGGCCUUCUUCCGCUCAGAGGUGGAAAGCAACACCUUGGGCAGCCCCGCUGCUUCAGAGCUUCUGGAACACUUGAAACCCGCAUACUGGUUUGCGGCCCACCUGCACGUGAAGUUUGCAGCUUUAAUGCAGCACCAGGCUAAUGGCACCGGGGGGCAGCCAAAAGCAACAAAAUUUCUGGCCUUGGAUAAAUGCUUGCCACAUAGAGACUUUCUACAGAUUGUAGAAAUUGCACAUGACCCCAAUGCAUCCGAUUGUCUGGAAUAUGACCCCGAAUGGAUUGCUGUUCUGAGAGCUACUAACAGUCUCAUUAAUGUCUCUCCAAAUUGCUGGAAUAUGCCUGAAAACAAUGGACUCCAUGCAAGAUGGGACUACAGUGUCACAGAAGAAGACCUCAAGGAGCUGCUGGAAGAGGUGAACCACAACCUGCAGAUUCCACAUAACUUCAGUCCUACGGUUUCUCCUGAUGACACAAAUAAGUCCCAGCAACACAGGGAACCGGUCCAUAGAAUCAGUCCCCAGACCACUGAGUUCUGUGCCCGGUUUGGCCUUAUGGACAUUAAUUCUAGAAUCCAACAAGUAAGAGAAGAGAAACUGGAACGUAGAGAGGAGGAAGAGGAGGAAGAGGAAGAGGUAGAAAGCACUGGAUCUGCAGAGGAGCCCAGUGAUUAUAACACGGACGUUUCCAGUUUGCCAUCUUUUGUCAAUCCGGACGAAAUAAUCCUAGACGAAGACAGUGCUGAUGAAGACCUGGAGCUCUCCUCUGUGAGCACAGUGUCCAACCUCCAUAGCAGCGUCUCCGCAACGUUUUCGGAUGUUAGGGUCAUGCCAGAUUCUAUGACUGUGUCACCGAAUGAUACUGUGGACACUGCAGAUGCUGAACUGGAAAAAUCAAGUGAUGGGAACCAGGCUGAAGAGCAGAGCACUAGCGAGAAGCCUUUGAAGCGGAUAAGUGAUGAAAGCAGAGUAGAUAGCGGCCCAAAGAAAAUUAAAAGGCGGAAUCAGGCCAUUUAUGCUUCCCCAGAUGAUGAUGCAGUGGAAUGACAUCCUCACAGAGCGGGGCAGAGUCUUUUACAGCUUAUGCCUACCUAACUUUCGGUGGUUUGGGAAGAUUUUGCAGCACUAUAUAGUUCUGAUAUUUUCAUUGUAACAAAACCUAUUCUUUUGUAUAUCAACUUUUAUAGUACAGCAAAUAUUUUAUGGAGCACAAAUAUUGAUUUGGAAGCGGAUGCAGAAUCUGUUGCUUUUUUAUAGCUGCAUUUCUGACAAGGCGAUAAUCUUUUAUAUUUUAAUGCACUUUGGGAUAGGGAUUUUUUGGAGCCGUUUCAAAAUGUUUCCACUUCAUUGACACUCAUGUUCUCUGCGCUCCCUGCAACUUAACCAAACUCAGCUUGAAUCUCACAUUUGGUGCACUCUGCCUGGUCAAGCUCACAGUUUCUUAUGUGGUCCUUCUCCCUUCUAUGGCCCUUUACUGUUGGUGGUGACUGGCUUGUGCCAGGAGGAAGCAACCAAGGGCUCUCCAGAUGUUCGGGUUGCGAAUUCCCUAAGUCCUGGCCUGCACAGCCAAUGAUUAGGGAUUAUGGAUGUUGUUCCAAAACACUUGGAACAGGUAGCUGCUACUCAGAGCUUAAUGCCAUGUUCGCUUUAGGAACUGAUGUAGGGAAAUUCAAGCUGCUAAACCACACUUGAGUGUGCGUUAAAAAGAAUACUCACUGCAGGAAACGGGAAGUCAAAUUGUGAGGUGAACUAGUCAGAAGUGAAUCUUGAGUUUCUUGAAUGCCGUAAUCUUUGCAAAAUGCCUGUGUCUGUAAAUAAAUGUAUCUUUAAAAAAAACA
This is a messenger RNA of Varanus komodoensis (Komodo dragon), 2424 nucleotides long. RefSeq names its product debranching RNA lariats 1 (gene DBR1). Gene Ontology annotation, biological process: mRNA splicing, via spliceosome. The transcript has 8 exons. NCBI's taxonomy places the organism in Eukaryota, Metazoa, Chordata, Lepidosauria, Squamata, Varanidae. Gene Ontology annotation, cellular component: nucleus. The coding region runs from base 11 to 1633 and encodes 540 amino acids. The record is from RefSeq and is a predicted model, not a curated record. Gene Ontology annotation, molecular function: RNA lariat debranching enzyme activity.